Pimephales promelas (fathead minnow) is the source of this 731-nucleotide messenger RNA. The record is from RefSeq and is a predicted model, not a curated record. Lineage: Eukaryota; Metazoa; Chordata; Actinopteri; Cypriniformes; Leuciscidae.
CCCUCCUUUCAGUGUGACACAUGAAGAACAGAAAGGAAAACACAGACACACAGUUGACAGCUCACACACAAACGCCCAAGGAUGACCCUCUCUUGCAUGAGCUGUUAUGUGUUCGUGUGGAUGGCAGUGGUCGUUCUGCCCUCCUUCCAAGCUACUUCGAAUGUUUUCUACCCCAAAAUCAAUGAGACGCAAAGUCUGAACUGUAAUUGUCCGGACCAUACCUGCCAGGAGGUGUUUUGGUACCGGUACCUUGAGAGUAAGAACUCUCUUCAGUUUCUGAUGUAUGUCAACAGCGCCGGCAGAGAGCAACAUGGAGAGAACAUCGAAAUCUCUAAGUUCAAGGGUACUGUGUCCACUACUCAGAAGGCGGUCUUCACCCUGCGCAUCAUGGAGCUAAAAAAAGAUGACGUCGGCUUCUAUUCCUGCAUGUUUAAAACUAAGAAUGUAGUUCCUGCUGGAUAUUACAUUAUGCCUGGAGUGAAUCCUCCAACAGUUCAACCACCAACCGCCAAGAUGGACCGGAAACCCGUAAAUCCCAAACCCUGCAAACCAUCUCAGUACUCACCUAAAGGCUGUGAACAUGUGGUGCUUUGGCCGGGAAUUGGUGCUCUUUUGCUUUUGGCCAUUACACUUGCAGGCAUACUUUACUACUUCAGUCGUCUACCUAAGAAAUGCAGACAUCGAUUCACCAAGACAAAUCCGUUGCGAUGAGGUGGAGAACAGACUCGUCA